CAACAUAACAUGGCGCAGUCGGUAGUCUCGGCGGGAACGGUGUUUAAGAUUCUCGUCGUUCGUGAUUAUCGUAAAAUACGAUAAUUAGUUAAAAUAUGACAAACAGUGUAAAAGUGGAUUCUCGUCGAAUACCAGUAAGAGUAUCGUCGACGAGAACACAUGUAAAGUGUCAAGCUGGAGACAAACGGAAAGUCAGUUCCGGGAAACGUGCCCGAACACGCGCUUGAAGAGAAGUCGCAGGACGAGUCGACAACAAGCGGGGACACGGAAAGUAAUUAUACGGACGCAAACUCGUUAGUAGAGAAUUUCGAUAUUAUGGAAACCUCGAUGAAGGCACCACCACCGUUGUCGUUCGACGGCAAUGUUAAAGAAAAUUGGCUCAAAUGGAAACAAAGGUUUGACUUGUACAUGGAAGCCACUGAAUUAGAUACAAAGCCAGAGGCGAGAAGAAUCGCCGUUUUCUUACAUACGAUAGGAGAAGAGGCACUGGAAAAGUACAAUACUUUCAAUCUAAGUGCAGAUGAUAAAAAGAAGUUCGACGCAGUAGCGGCGGCAUUUGAGAAUUACUGCACGCCGAAAGCAAACGAAACUGUAGAAAGACAUGUGUUUUUCACGCGCGUGCAACAGAGCGAUGAAAAUUUCACGAAUUAUUUAACGGAUUUAAAAAAGUUAAGUGCGACGUGUGGAUUUGAUCACCUUCGAGAUGGACUAAUAAAAGACAGAAUCGUGUGUGGAAUACGUGACACAGAACUAAAAAAUUGCCUACUACGUGAAGAAGAUUUAAAUCUAGAAAAGUGCAUAAAAAUCUGCCGAGCGGUAGAGCUGACAGAGAUUCAAACAAAGACGAUCGGCGAUGAAGCCAAAGUUCACGCGGUCAAGAAAUCUGAAAAGCACGCGGCGACCGGAAAUUCUCGGAAGCAGACUUCGAGCGGCGCGCGCGGCAACAACAGCGGCGGAAGCGACAAGGCGCGAAGCAGCGGCGCAGGCAGCAAGGCAAGUGGUGGCGCAGGGAGAAGUUCGCCAUCUUCGUCCAACCAACAGCGGACAUCUUGCCAGCGAUGCGGCCGUCAGCAUACGUAUCGUCAAUGCCCGGCGUACGGUAAAGAAUGCAAUAUAUGUAAGCGGAAAAAUCAUUUUGCGAAAAUGUGUAGAAGCAAAAACAGUUCAGAGCAUCGCGAUGAUAAAGUAGAUUCUUUAUAUGUCGGUAGUUUAAAUAGUAGUAACAAUGAGUUUGAUUGGAUGGAGAAUACUACAGUAAAUAAUUCGCGUAAAAUUGAAGUAAAACUAGACUCAGGCACGCGAUGCAAUGUGUUACCGAGUUAUAAGUUAAAGAAUUUAAAAUUGAAAAAUGUUAAAAUAGAGAAAACUAACGUAAAAUUAACAGCAUAUGGUGGCCAAAGAAUAAACGUAGUUGGCAAAUGUAGGUUAAACUGUAAAUUUGUAAACAGAGAAAAUGUAGACUUAGAAUUUGUAGUAACUGAAAAUACGGAUGAUCAGCCAGUGAUAAUAGGCUUACCUAGUCUGAUGCAACUCAAUACUGUGCAAAGGGUACACAAUAUUAAAGCAAGUGAAAACAGUAAUAAUUUAACAGUAGAAAAAAUUUUAAAUAAACACAAAAAAGUCUUUGAAGGCAUUGGAUGCGUAACUAAUUUUGAAUAUGACAUUCAAUUAAAAGAGGACGCUAAACCUACUAUUGCUGCAUGCAGAAAAAUACCGAUAGCAUUAAAUGAUCAAGUAAAAAAAGAAUUAGACAAAAUGGAAAAAGACGGUAUAAUUAAAAAGGUUACUGAACCAACUGACUGGGUUCACCCAAUAGUAAUAAGUAAAAAGAAAAAUGGGCAGAUUAGAAUUUGUAUAGACCCAACAGAAUUUAAUAAGUUUGUUAAAAGAUAUCACAGAAAAAUACCUACUUUUGAUGAAUUAAGUUCCGAUAUAGCAGGUAGUAAAGUUUUUAGCGUACUUGACGCAGAUAGAGCCCUUCACCAAAUAAAACUGUCUGAAAGAAGCAGCUAUAUGAUGACAAUCAUCACGCCCUUUGGUAGAUAUAGGUACUUGAGAAUGCCAUUCGGCAUAAAUUCUGCUACUGAAGUAUUUCAGGAUUGCUUCGAGGAAAUCUUUGGUAAUAUAGAAGGCGUUGAUAUUUAUGUUGAUGAUGUCAGAGUAAGAGGUAGAAAUCAAAAAGAACAUGAUUUAAGACUAGAAAAAGUUCUGGAAAGAGCAGAACAAAGAAAUGUAAAAUUUAAGUUUGAUAAAUGUAAAAUUAGUAGUUCAGAAGUUAAAUAUAUGGGUCAUGUGUUUACUGAACAAGGUAUAAAACUUGAUACUGAUAGAGUAAAGUCAAUUGUCGAUAUGAAGCCUCCAAAGGAUAAAAAAGAACUAGAAACUUUUCUUGGUAUGAUUACGUACGUAUCGAGAUUUAUCCCUAGUUUAGCAACCAAAAAUGCUGUGUUAAGAGAACUAACAAAGAAAAAUGUACAAUGGAAUUGGGACGAAAAUGCGAAUAAAGCGUUCACAGAAUUAAAAGAGAUCUUAUGUAAAGCGCCUGUUUUGCAAUAUUAUGAUGUAAAUGAACCUGUAGUUUUAAGCGUAGACGCAUCGAAAAGUGGUCUUGGAGCUGUACUACUACAGAAUGGCUUGCCAGUAGCGUAUGCAAGCAAAGCGUUGACUCAAACUGAACAAAGAUACGCUCAAAUCGAGAAAGAAGUGUUAGCUAUAGCAUUUGGUUGCAUAAAAUUUGAUCAACAAAUUUAUGGUAAAGAAAUUUUAGUAGAGUCAGAUCAUAAGCCGCUUGAGGCAAAUUUAAAAAAAUGUAUUAAUGAUUGCCCUGCUAGGCUACAAAGUAUAAGAUUAAGGUUAAAAAGAUACAAUUUAACUGUAAAAUACAAACCUGGUUAAGAAUUAUUUUUAGCAGAUGCAUUAUGGAGAGCAUAUAGUAACUGUGAAAAAUUAGAUCUAGAAAAAGAGAUCGAAACACAAGUCUGUUUAGUUAUGGAAAGCUUUCCCAUUUCUUUAGAUAAAAAAGAUCAGUUUAUAAAAGAAACGGAGGCUGAUGAAGAAAUGCAACUGCUAAUCAAAUAUAUACAAGAAGGCUGGCCUACCACUAAGAGUCAGGUUGCGAGCACUGUUAAACAGUAUUAUAAUUAUUCUAAGGAGUUAAGUAUCAUAGAUGGCCUAGUAUUUAAAGGUAACAGACUAGUCAUGCCUAAAAGUUUAAGAAAAGAAAUGUUAAACUUAAUUCAUUUUAAUCAUCUAGGCAAAGAAAAGUGUAAAAACAGAGCGCGCGAAAUUCUGUUUUGGCCUUUGAUGAAUAAAGAAAUUGACGACGUUGUGGAUAACUGCGCAAUCUGCAAUAAGUACAGAAAAGGCAACGUACAAGAAACUCUAAUAAAUAGAGAAGUUCCAGACGGACCCUGGGAAACGUUAGGUGUAGACAUAUUCUACUACCAGGGAUUCUCGUUUUUGUUCAUUAUCGAUUAUUUCAGCAAAUACGUAGAGGUAGCGAAAUUGCGAGACAUGUCCAGCUGCUCUGUAAUUAGUGUGUUAAAAUCGCAAUUUGCUAGACAUGGCGUACCGUAUGUAAUGUACUCAGAUCCGGGUACACAAUUGAACAGCGCAGAAAUGUCAAAGUUUGCUGCAGAUUGGAACUUCACUUUGAAAACGUCAAGUACAAAGUACUCCCAAUCAAAUGGGAUGGUUGAAAGGCACAUUGCCACCAUUAAAAGAAUGUUUAAAAAACUUGAUGACGAUCCAGGUAAAGAUCCAAAUCUUGCAAUGCUAGAGUACAGAAACACUCCAAUAGGCGAGGGAUUAAAAUCACCUAAUGAAAUAAUGUUUGGUAGGAAAAUUCGCGGAAUUUUACCCAAUAAUAAAAAUUUUGAAAGAGAAAAAGAGAAUAGAGAGAUUAAAGAAAAAUUAAUAGAUAGACAGUUGCGUCAAAAGGAAUAUUACGAUAGAAAUGCGCACAAUCUAAAACCUGUAAAUAUAAAGUAAAAAAAGAAUUAAAUAAACCGAUGGUCCCAGCUAGAGUGACCAAGAUCUGCGAUAGGCCGAGAUCUUAUGAAGUGCAACUGCCUAAUGGUAAUGUAAUUGAAAGAAACCGCAGGCACUUGCAUGGUCCGGUUUACAGUGACGACUGUAAUAGCGAUAGCGCACAUGAUAAUGUAAACGAGCGUACAAAUGAAAAUGUUCGUGCUAGCUCACCGGCCAAAAAUGUAAAUACACCAACUAGAGAUGUAAAUAUACCGACGGGAGCUAGUCCUAAAGUAAACAUGCGAACACGCUCGGGUCGUGAAAUUAGAAAACCCGAGUACCUAAAAGACUAUGUACAAUAAAUGUGUUAGGUCUCCCCAAAGGAGGGAGAUGUGAUGAUAUGUUAGCGAUCUAGGGUUGGCAGCACUACUCACGCACUCACGCGGCUGCCUCCCCUCCCGACUAAAACAGUCUAGCCUGAGCGCUUCAUGGGCUCACACGCGUCCGGUCUCCGGCACCCCGCAAUUAUAUUAAUAAAGUCAUAAUAUUAAUCUUAACGGCACGAGUAUUUAUUUAUGGAACUUACACAACAUAACAGUACCAUUACACGGCUUAUGGAGGACAAGAAGACGAUAAAAUUUUAUAAAUAGUUCACGACAGCUUGUGAUCCAAAUUGGUUCUCGCUUCAUAUAUUUUAUAGAUCAAAAGAAGUAACAGCGUCUCGAAAUCAAGAAAUUACAUAUUAUAGUACACAAUUUGUAUAUUCUUUCGUACCUCUUUUAUAGCGAUUAAUGGGUGCGUUCCGCCGACACAACCGGUGAGUAACCGGUGAGACAACAGUUGCGAGUAACCAAUGAUCAGUAAUCAGUGUCUGCUGAACGACAUUUGUGUAUAUCCGGCGGGAAUAUACAAAAAAUGGAUCCAGCAUUAUUAAUUGCUUUGGAUAGUGGGUUCGAUUGCAAUUUAAUCAGAACAUUAAUAGAUGAUUUGACAGAACCUAUUAAUAAUGAUUCAAUAAUAAGAGAACGCGACGUUAGAGCCAACAAUGAAAAUUAUGCAGCGAUUAUAGUUCCUCUGUAUACUAAUAAUUUGUUUAAAGAACAUUUUCGAAUGUCACGCAUAAGUUUUGAAAUAUUAAUAAACACUAUUGGAAACAACAUGUUGGGUGGUCAAAACACCCCAAACGAUUUAAGUAAGAAAAUUAUGUUCAGUGUGUGGAUCUUAGCAAAAAGCUUCUUAUCUGUUGGGGACAGGCUUGGGAUUGCUAAAA
Molecule: messenger RNA, 5239 nt
Organism: Cephus cinctus (wheat stem sawfly)
Lineage: Eukaryota; Metazoa; Arthropoda; Insecta; Hymenoptera; Cephidae
Product: retrovirus-related Pol polyprotein from transposon 412
Source: RefSeq, a predicted model, not a curated record